Xyrauchen texanus (razorback sucker) is the source of this 2780-nucleotide messenger RNA. RefSeq names its product myosin light chain kinase, smooth muscle-like. Lineage: Eukaryota; Metazoa; Chordata; Actinopteri; Cypriniformes; Catostomidae. The coding region runs from base 201 to 2351 and encodes 716 amino acids. Gene Ontology annotation, biological process: protein phosphorylation. The record is from RefSeq and is a predicted model, not a curated record. The transcript is spliced from 14 exons. Gene Ontology annotation, molecular function: protein kinase activity; ATP binding; protein binding.
UCUGCUAUUUCCUGCGACCUGACAUAGUGAGAAUGCUGUCAAAAUUAAUAGACAAAGAGACAUGGAAACACAUGCACAUGAAAAACAAGUUGUGUGGGGUAUAAAUCUGAAGAGGAAGAGAGAGAGAGAAAGAAGAGGAGUACAGUAAACUCUGUAAUAACUGCCAGUUUUGAUCUUGACAAAUUGAUCACUGUGUAAAAAUGGCCUCUGUUACAAAUGGUCAAAAGAAGACCUACAUUUCUACAUUCAGAAUAGACCUGAAAGCUUCAACACCAUUGCAGACACCAUUGGACAUGCCAAGGAGAAUAGAAAGUGGAACCAAUCUAAGGAACAGAGAAGAAAAUGUCCUGAAAUCAGACGACACACUGAUUAAAAGAGCCAGCAGUAAUAUAGGUGCUACACCUCAUUUUUUGGAUCCUCCGAAACAGGCAGUGGUUUGUGUUGGAGGAACUGCUCGACUCCACUGUGACUUCCGUAGUUCUGAGCCCGUAGCUUCAUGCUGGAUUCAUAACAGAGAUAAGGUUGUGUUGGAGGGACCUCGAAUAUUUGUGAAGAGCACAAACAGUAGCAGCACUCUGGUUCUCUCCAAGGUUCUGCCGGAAGAUGCAGGAAGUUAUUCCCUUUUUGUUCGAAACCGGGGAGGCACAGCUCACUGGACAAUAACACUCUCUGUCAUUGAUCGCCCAGACCCUCCAGCCUCAUGUCCAUUUGUGUCUCAGCUGACCCAAACGUCUCUGGUCCUGUCUUGGUCUGGGCCGUCCUACGAUGGAGGUUCUGCCAUCACAGGCUACGUGGUUGAGCUACAAAGACUAGGACAAACUGAACCCGAGGACUGGACUGAACUCGCUAACCAUUGUCAGAACACCUCGUAUUAUGUCCAUUCUGGUCUCGACCCGCAGGGGGAGUAUCGUUUUAGAGUACGUGCCUGCAACGCAGCGGGAGUCAGCGAUCCGAGUGAGGAAUCGGACUGCAUUAAGAUGGAAACUGAAGAUGAACAACAACAGGAAGUGACGUCGUAUGUGGAUGUUGUGAUUGACACCACACACAAAGUGAGGGAUCAUUACAGUGUCCAUGAGAAACUAGGAGUGGGGAAGUUUGGGGAGGUGUUCAGGAUAACCCAUAAGCAGACGGGUCGGGUGUGUGCUGGUAAAUUCUACCGGGCCCGGGUCUCCAAAGCGAAAGCAGCAGCUCGUAAAGAAAUCAAGCUGAUGGGCGAAGUGCAUCAUCCUAAGCUGGUGCAAUGUCUUGCAGCCUACGACACUCCUUCAGAGAUCGUCAUGAUUCUUGAGUAUAUAGCAGGUGGUGAGCUGUUUGAACGGAUCGUAGGUGACAAUUUUGAGCACACCGAACCCAACAGUGUGAACUACAUUCAUCAGAUUCUGGAAGGAAUCCAGUACAUCCAUCGUAAACAAAUCAUUCACCUCGAUCUGAAGCCAGAGAACAUCGUCUGUGUCAACAGGACUGGAACCCUCAUCAAGAUAAUUGACUUUGGAUUGGCCUGCAAACUAGAGUCUGGGAAACCUCUGAUGGUGUUGCACGGGACUGCAGAGUUUGUGGCCCCAGAAUUGAUCAAUUAUGAGGCCGUGGAUCUGGCCACUGACAUGUGGAGCAUUGGUGUUAUAUGCUACAUUCUAUUGAGUGGUGAGUCGCCAUUCCAGGGCAGCAGCGAAGCAGAAACGCUUGCUCUGGUUACUGCGGCUCAGUGGGAAUUUGAUCCAGAGAGUUUUGAGGACAUCUCAGAUGAGGCUAAAGAUUUCAUAAGUGGCUUGUUGACAAAGGACAAGAGUUCACGACUAUCCUGUGAGAAAGCUUUAGCUCAUCCCUGGAUGGCCUCGUUUGGCGACUCAAACCGUCGAAUAACCAAAUCCCUGAACAAAGACAAGAUGAGGAAGUUCCUUGCCAGGCAGAAAUGGAAGAAAACUGGUAAAGCCUUGCUCGCGCUAAAGAGGAUGGAUCUGUCCUGGAAAUCUGAUGGCGCAUAUUCUCCCUGCAGUUCUGUAGAUGAUCGUGGUCUGGGAAAGGAGGCCGAACAAGCCGUAGAAUCUCUGGAAAAGCACAUGAGGCGUGAACCGCACUUUUUUCAAGCCCUGCAUGACCUCACUGAGACCUCUGGAGCGACCGUGCACUUGGCCUGUACAAUACGGGGAUAUCCGGACCCAGAGGUGGUUUGGUUCUUUGAUGAGGAGCCUUUGGCAAAGACUGAGCGAGUUCAGAUUCAUUAUGACAAAGACGGCAUCUGCACUCUCACCCUUGCUCACGUACAACCAGGAGAUUCUGGGAUUUACAAAUGCUGUGCCUCCAACGGCCUGGGACGGGCAAUGUGUUCUGCCAGACUCACUGUGGAACUCUAGAACACGAAACAUGGAGACUUGAGAGUGUAAAAGAACCAGCUGGAAUAAAGCAAAAGCAUUUUAAUCAAUGAUGAUAUUUUAAUGAUAUCUAAAUGUCAUUAAAACAAUAUCAAGAUUGGUUCACUUUACAUUUGUUACAUCCAAGAUCAUGCAUUAAAUUCACCUAAAAUCAUUCUUGACCAGUUGGCCACUUGCUAAAUUUGACGAUCAAACAUGCAUGUUCAUUUCGGUCUUCCAAGAGGCACAGCUUUAUAGAUGCAAGUCUAGACAGUCUCCAAUACAUUCAUGGUCAAAACCUUUGCCACAGAACUUCAUUUCUUUAGUUCAAUGUUAACAAGCAUUAGUGAACGAAUGGGCAUGUUGACAAUCAUAUUGAUGAUAUAUCUGACAAUAGGCACAGAAGUAAAAAAAAAAAAAAAAAAAAGAAAA